CUCUGAUUGCCUUAAAUCCCUUGCAGUCCCCCAGAGGGGUUGGGGCACAGUCUUACACCUCUGCUAACCUUUGCUCCAGCACUGACUCAGAGCCCACACACCACUUUACGCAAGAGCUGUGCUGGCAGCAGGACUCUGCCCAUUGCCUCCAGCCUGUCCCUGGUCAAAGGGCAGGCACUGUCCCUGCUGUGCAGGGCUCAGUUCUGUGCCAGCAUGGAUUAUGCCAAGUCCCUGAGCCUGCGCCUGGCUGCGCCUGUUUCCAAAUGUGUUUCUGCUAGUGCUUCCAUGACCCAGCAGCUGCUCCUCUCCAGCCCGGCCCCACGGCCCCGACCCUUCCGUGUCUGCAACUGGGACCGCAGCCUACGCAAAGGCAUCAUGGCACACAGCCUGGCAGAGCUGCUGCGCCAGGCUCAGGUUGCCCUGCUGGUCCCCGAACCCAUCAUGCUGGUCCUGGAUGAGGAUGGCACUGUGGUGGAAACAGAGGCUUUCUUCCGCACUCUGGAGGAGGGCACAGUGCUGAUGGCCCUGGGCAAGGGGCAGUCGUGGUCUGCCUGCAAGGCUCCUGGCUACCAGCUGAGCCUGUCCCACAAGCCAUCCCGCCGCAUCGAUGUCGCCUGUGUCACUUUUGACCUGUACAAGACCAACCCGCGGGACCUGGGCUGCCUCAAUGUCAAAGCCACGCUCUAUGGCACCUACAGCAUGUCCUAUGACCUGCGCUGCUACGGGGCCAAACGGCUCAUGAAGGAAGCGCUGCGCUGGAUGCUGUUCAGCAUGCAGGCCACAGGGCAUGUGCUGCUGGGCACCUCCUGCUACAUGCAGCAGCUGCUGGAUGCCACCGAGGAGCCCAAAGAGGAGAGCUGUGUGCCACUGCCCCACGUCCUGCCCCGCAGCCUCCCCCUGCUGCCCCCCAGCAAGAUGCUGAAGUGAGGGGAUGGGCAUGUCCCUUCCUGGGGGGGUCCCAAAGCCCCUCCCUAGGUCAGUACCCAGACUAUACUCCCUGCAUGCUGCUACCUCUGAGAUGCCUGCUGCUCUGUAAAUAUAUUUAUUGAAGUAAAGCUGUGCUUCUUGCAAUGCU
This is a messenger RNA of Coturnix japonica (Japanese quail), 1075 nucleotides long. RefSeq names its product cell death inducing DFFA like effector c (gene CIDEC). The record is from RefSeq and is a predicted model, not a curated record. Gene Ontology annotation, biological process: apoptotic process; regulation of apoptotic process. Lineage: Eukaryota; Metazoa; Chordata; Aves; Galliformes; Phasianidae.